AUGUCAGACCUGAUAAUAAUACAAUAUUUGAUGAGUGGAUUACGACCUGAUCUUUGGAAAGAACUUUUACGACGGCAAUCAACUCUAACAUCAUUAACCGAAUUUAUUAAAUAUGCUAAAAUCGAACAAGACAUACAUGAAACAUUUGAAAAAUCUAGUCACCUGUCACUCGAAUCACAACAAAUACAACUCAAUCAACCAACAUUUCAACCAUUAACGGCUGCAAUUCAACGAUUGAAUCAUCAGUAUUAUCCAACCAAUAAGGAUGAUCGGAAUCCACGUUCAUUUUCCAAUUGGCGCUCCGUUAUUCAACGGAACUCGGUUCAUCAAGCACGAGAUAAAACAAUAAAAGCACCUGGAAAUCAAAAUCAUCAACGUACAUUCAACAACAAGUCUUCCAACAAUCAAUCCACUCCAUACCGACAAUUGAAUCAAUGCAAAGUGUGUGGUCGAUCAAAUCAUCGAACAAUUGACUGUUUUUAUAAAAAAUCAACCGUAACUGGGUCACAGGAUGGCGGUGCUCCCAGUAAAAUUUUCAAGCCAUCAACAACAACAUCUUCUCCCGUUUACAUCAAAAUUCGUGUUAAUGAUCAACCAAUUGAAUCUAUUGUUGAUACUGGUUCCGCCAUCUCACUUAUUCGUCUCGAUUUUCUCAAGACAAUCCAACACAAUAGAUUUCUCAAUAAACAACAUCUAUGUCAGACAGCAAAUGCAACACCGUUGAAUAUCAUCGGACAAAUUGAAUUGAAUAUCAAAGUUAAACAUAUUGAAACUCGUGGCAUUGCUUAUGUAGCAACGAAUCUAAUUAUACCAAUUUUACUAGGUCAUGAUUGGAUUAACACAAAUCAUGUCCAUCUUUUUGGCGACCAGAAACAUCUAACUAUUCCUGAUCAACAUGGUCAAUUAACUCGAAUUCCAUAUACCAAACUACUCUCCAUUAAUUAUCCUGUUCAGUUGGUCAAUCAAAUCACUCUUCCUCCAUAUUCACAAACAUUGGUUGACAUCACCUCUCAAGCUACCAAUGCUAAUAAUUUAAUGUUCGAACCCUAUAAUCGUUAUAUUUCAAAAUUUAUUUUCAUACCAUACACGUUAUUAAAUGUUAAUAAUCAUCAAACAAAAGUUUUACUGAUUAAUGCUCAAAAUCGUCAACAAACACUUUCAAAAAAUACGCGCAUCGGAACUAUAUCAUAUGAUACAGCAUUUUCCAUAUGUACAACAAUUCACAAUUCAGAACCAGAACCACCAACAGAUCAUCAAUCAUCUCGAAAUACAAAAAAUUCUGGAAACGGAGCUAUCUCAUAUAAUAAAGAUAACUCGGAUCAAACAAUACGAAAUAAUUGUUGUGAUCAAUGUCAAGAGUACUUCUUAUCGGGAAAUGAUUUACAGAAACAUCUUCGUGCAGAAUGCUAUUCGGAUCAGAUUCGAAAACAGAUUUUCGAAUCGACAGCACACGUCGAGAAAUCAGAUCAUCGUCUAGCAAUUCAAGAUAUUUUGUGA
Molecule: messenger RNA, 1497 nt
Organism: Adineta steineri
Lineage: Eukaryota; Metazoa; Rotifera; Eurotatoria; Adinetida; Adinetidae
Source: the annotation of a GenBank genome assembly